GGAGAGAGUGGGAAAAGCACGUUCAUUAAACAGAUGCGGAUAAUCCAUGGCUCGGGCUAUUCUGAAGAGGAUAAAAAGGGUUUCACCAAACUGGUGUACCAGAAUAUCUUCACUGCCAUGCAGUCAAUGAUCAGGGCUAUGGAGACCUUAAAGAUCCUAUACAAGUAUGAGCAAAAUAAGGCCAAUGCACUACUGAUCCGGGAGGUGGACGUAGAAAAGGUUUCAUCCUUCGAACAACCCUAUGUAAGUGCCAUUAAAACAUUGUGGAAUGACCCAGGAAUCCAAGAAUGUUACGACCGGCGGCGAGAAUAUCAGCUCUCCGACUCCGCUAAAUACUACCUUACUGAUGUGGAUCGUAUUGCCACCCCAGGGUACCUCCCAACCCAACAAGACGUUCUGCGGGUCAGAGUUCCAACAACUGGGAUCAUAGAAUACCCCUUUGACCUCGAGAACAUUAUAUUCAGAAUGGUGGAUGUUGGUGGCCAGAGGUCAGAAAGGAGGAAGUGGAUACACUGCUUUGAAAAUGUAACCUCCAUCAUGUUCUUAGUAGCUCUUAGUGAAUAUGACCAAGUACUGGUGGAAUCUGAUAAUGAGAACCGCAUGGAGGAGAGCAAAGCCCUUUUCCGGACCAUAAUCACCUACCCCUGGUUCCAGAAUUCUUCUGUCAUCCUCUUUCUCAAUAAGAAAGAUCUGCUGGAAGACAAGAUAAUGUACUCUCACCUUGUGGAUUAUUUUCCAGAGUUUGAUGGCCCCCAGAGAGAUGCCCAGGCAGCCCGGGAAUUUAUCCUCAAAAUGUUUGUGGAUCUAAACCCCGACAGUGAUAAAAUUAUCUACUCUCACUUCACAUGUGCCACAGAUACGGAAAAUAUCCGGUUUGUCUUUGCUGCCGUCAAGGACACCAUCCUGCAACUCAACUUGAAGGAAUAUAACCUAGUCUGACCUUGAAUCGUCUGCCCUCUUCUCCCACCCUCCCAUCUGCCCCUCCCUUAAUCUCCUUGGGAGACCUUUUGUCGUGAAGAAAGUAAGACAAACGAAUCCCAUGAAUUUAAACAAACAAAAAAUGUACAGGAAAACAAUCUUGAUUUUUAAUGAUGUAAUGAUUGCAAAUUGUCUGAUCUGUGGAAUGGCAAUUUUUUUUUUUAGCUCACUGUUACCUUCAGUCUCAUGUCUGCCCCACAGAAAAGCUGAUUUUUUAAAAAAAAUUGCUUUUAUUUCAGUUUAAAAACAAUGGGGGACGUGUUUCACUCUUUCUCUCUGGCACCUUGUUAAUUUCCUGCUUUGUUGCCAGCAGUCAAGGCAGUUUCCUCUCAGACUCUGUCUGUUGCAUUAGUAAAUUCUUUUCCUGUCUGAUCUGGCGAUAAAUGAAUCCCAGACUAUCAAGCCAAAAUAAGGAUCUUAUUUGGCUGUGGGAGUAUGAAAUGCAGCUAGGACCUUCAGCUUGUGCCAUAUAAUGCCUCUGGUGUAACUCCUCCCCCCCCGCACAUCCUGACCAAAGGGAUAUGUGCCGAAAGGGUAUAUCUAGAUGACAUCACAAGAGGAAAAGCCCACUUUAUUUUGCAGUAGCGCAAAACAAGCCAUCCUUUGGUUCCUGCAUUUCUUUGUGCCGUUUUACUCUAGCUUUUUUCCUCUUACCAAUUAUGAAAGUUAUAUUGAGACUGUGAUUUUUUUUUUUAAAUUAUUGUUCUAUACAUAGUUUGCUACACGUGCUAUACUUUUGUUCAUUGACUACCAACCAAGCAAUAGCUAUCAAGCCUGGGGGAAGUGCCUGAUUGCGGUUUUUGUUUUGUUAUUUUUUGUUUUGUUUUGUUUUGUUCUGUUUUUGUUUUCGGUUUUAGCAUUUAAGAAAAAAAGUAAACUUGCUUCUCGCCCAGAGCUAGAGGCAAAGGUAUUCUGAGAGGGUGAUGUCCCUCUGGUGAAGCCCGAAAUCUGCACCAGAUUUUGGAUCAGAAGGAAGGUUUGAGGUUCUGACUCAUUCUCUUGGAUCCUUUUUGUGUGUGUGUUCUGCCAAUAACCCUUUGGGUUAGUAAGAGUCCUGACCCAAUGUGGCAGGUUUGGAGGAAGAACCUUCGUGGGGAGGGUUGGAGGCGGUGUCUGCAUUCUGAGUCAUGCUGAGGCAGCCUUUUGCCUCUCCUAAAAGUGUUGGAAGGGCUUGCAAGUUCUUUGAGUUGUUGCAGCCUCGAAGGGGGCCAAUUUGAAUGACAUUGCCAAGGCUGGUGUGAUCGGCGGCUGCUGCCACCCCUCUUCCCAUCUCCUGACCCUGGAUGGCUUUGUUCUGUCGGAAGCAAACUCACUCCGGGAGUGCCCGUGCGCACGCGUGAAAGAAGCCCGGGCCAGAACCAGCAGAAGGGCCUGUGGAAUGGAGAUGGUAGAGGUUAAGGUCUGAAGUGGGCAAGGUGAGAGGUUUCCACUUUUGGAUUCUCAGUGCCAAAUGUGUUCCCGUAAAACCUGCUUGAAGCCAGUGCCAAACCCCCAACUUUGCUGGUCUUUCUGGAAGGCAGAUUGCCACAGUACCCAACAAGUGACACUAGAGAAUAGAUGGGGUUUCUGAAUAUGUCCCCUGGAUGUAAUGUGUAGCAUCAACAGUAUAAGUGACUCGGAACUGCUAACCACCAAAUUUACAGAUGCCACAAGAAUCAGCCUUUUUAUGAAAAGGACAACAGCCCAACCCCCGUAAUGCGGGGUGGCAAAGGAUGGGAGUGUCAAAUAUGCUUUUACGUUGCAACGGGCAACACUAGUUGAACUUCCUUGCACGUGACGUAAUGAAGGGUUUGGGGACGUGUUUUGGUUCAACACAAAAACACUAAUUUCACAUGGACAUUUGCAGCGUUCCGGGUGGGGUGGGAGGGGUGGAAGAGGGUGCUGCCUUCAGCUUUCUGGGACUGCCCCAUAUUGUGGAACACUACGGAAGAAAGCCGGGGAGCUGCGUUUGGGAGGGGCUCCCGCUUGCUGUUGCAUGAUUUCCGACAACACGCCGUGAGUGAGAAGUUGUUAAAUUGGGAGACAGAUAAAGAGUAACUACACAAAAGGGCUUGUUGGGUUGAUGAGAGGGGAGAAUGGAGCAGUUGCUGUUUUCCAGCGUCACCAACAUUCCUGACUUAUUGUUCUGGUCUAAAUGUUUUGGGGAUCAUGUCGAGGGGGCAAAUGGAUCCCCUGGUAGGCAGAGGAAUAGCUAUGUGUUGAAUCUGUGUUUUCGCCCAAAGACCCGGAUUUUCUUCUGCAAGAGGAGUUCUGUUCUUGCAAAGGUGCCAUGGCCUGCUCUUGAAGCCUCUCGCCGGAAGCGUUCUCUUGCGCAGAGUGAGCCUCUGCCUCUGCGGCUUGGUUCAUGGCGACCCUUGGGCCUGCAGCUCUGAGAUGGGGAGCCGGGAAAGGGACUGCUUGGCCACCUCUCCUGCAUCGUCUUUCCAGGCCUCCCUGCCUGAAUCGGGGCCGGGGUCCUCCACAUGUGCCAAGGGGGCUUUUAGUCCUGUGCAGGCCAUUAACCUUUGGGCAAAUGGGGCGGGAGGGGCAGCUGGGGGCCGAGUGGAGAUUUGUGAGCGACCUCUUCUGUUCUUGUGAAGCCGCUUUGCACGGACCAGCCGUUGGGAUGGACGCCCCACCCCAGUUUCUGCUCCUGAAUGUGCCAACCCCCCUCGGCCAUCGUUUUGUUCCUCCCCCCCUCGGUUGGGCUGAUGGGAGCUGGUCAAGGUUCCAGAUGACCCCAAAAGAAAGAUGCAGAGUUUUCGAAAUCGGGCCUGUGCAUGGUGGAGGGAGCCAAAGUUAAGACGAGGGAGCAGUCUGACCAAGUUCUGUUCACAGUGCACUUUAUAUGAAGAGUCCUACUGAAGACGCACUAACCUGCUCGCACACUUCAUCUGACUGUAUGCGGGAAGAGGAUUGCAAAACGCAUCAUUCCAUUUCCUUCUGGAACUUUGCAACGAUUGGCCACCAGACUAGCAGCUGCCCCCCUCCCCUCCCCUCCCCUCGCCUCCCUUCCCUUGAAUCGAAUUAUUCAUCUGCUUUUGCCUUCUAUUGCGUGUUCCCCCCACCCACAUGUUUUAUUGCUACUUUGGGGAGGGUGGGUGUGCUGGCCACUGGAUUGCGCUUCACCGGAAAGGAAGGAUGAGUCCACCAUCUGAGGUUCCAAGUCUGUAAUUCAGUACUCUGUGUGUGCGUGUGCGUACGUUGUAUACUUUUUUUUUUUAAAGCAUUACAUGGUUUUGUGCCAAUGCCCCAUUCUUUCUUUAGUACCAGAGACUCUUUUACAAGUACCAGUGUGGUGAAAAAUUAUUUGGUUAUACUAGUAUAUUAUUAUAAUAAGAGAACCUGAUUUAAAAGAAUAACAUUUAAACAUCCUAUUUAAAAGAAAACAAACUACUAUAUAAAAAUGCUGUUUUUAAAACCUUUUUUGUCAUUUUGAACUUGCAUGUGGUGUUAACACGUGGGGGUGGGGGUGGGCAAAGGAGGGGAUUUGGAAUUAACGUGGCCCGGGAUUGGUUUUUUUUACCCACGUUCCUGUCUUGCUCUCCAACGGCGAGAAGGCAGAAACCGGGUUUCUCGGAACACUUGAAUUCUUUCAUCUGCUGGGUGCUGACCCUCCUUAUUUUAGAAGUACCUGAUGGAAAUUGAUUUUCAUAGCUUUCUCCUGAAUAAAUUGUUUGAAAUUGGAAUAAAAUUCAUUCCUUAC
This is a messenger RNA of Python bivittatus (Burmese python), 4663 nucleotides long. NCBI's taxonomy places the organism in Eukaryota, Metazoa, Chordata, Lepidosauria, Squamata, Pythonidae. The record is from RefSeq and is a predicted model, not a curated record.